UCCAAUGGUGGAGGAUGGAGCUCAGCUCGUGGCAGUGCCAGUAGGUGUUGCUGUGGUGAGUGUCUUCGGCCUCGUAUUCACUGUGUCAGCCUUUGCGUGGAUCUGUUGCCAGCGUAAAAACACCAAGUCCCAGAAGACACCUCCGUACAAGUUUGUGCACAUGCUCAAAGGAGUCGACAUUUACCCAGAGAGCCUCAGUGGCAAGAAAAAGUUUGCUGCGCCUCCCACCACAGCAGCUAACGACACCAGUAAAACAGAUGUCAAUGGAAACUGCCACACCGCGCCACCAGUGAAUGCAGCUGGCACAGACAAACUGGCAUCAAGCCCAAAUGGCUCCAGGCCAACUCUCCAUCUGGACCUGGAGAAACGGGAUCUGAAUGGCAACUUUACCACUAAACCAUUUCAUCACCACCAGAAGCUGCGGAGCUCCCCAGAUCUGGAGCUGCCUUCUCCCCAUGCAGGGUUCACCCAGCCUGGUGUGAUGGACCGCCGUGACCUGCCUUCACCAUCCAGUACUCUCUCCAGCCAAGCACCCACCCCGGCUGUGGACAGGCCCCAGGGGGAAGACAAGGAGGCUGGACUAGGGACCCUCCACUUUUCCCUUGAAUACCAGGAAGAGAGGAAGGCAUUCAUUGUUCAUAUCAAGGAAGCCCAUGGUCUGACUCCAACUGACGAGCAGUCGCUGACCUCUGACCCUUACAUCAAGCUGACCCUACUGCCGGAAAAAAAGCACAGGGUGAAGACCAGAGUCUUGCGAAAAACUCUAGACCCCACUUUUGAUGAGACCUUCAGCUUCUACGGCAUCUCACUUGCUCGUGUGUCAGAGUUGGCCCUUCACUUCAUGGUGCUGAGCUUUGACCGGUUCUCUCGUGAUGAAGUCAUCGGCGAGACCCUUGUUCCCUUGUCUGGGAUCGACUUGUCCGAGGGGCGUGUCCUCAUGAGCCGAGAGAUAAUCAAGAAAAAUGUCAAGAAAUCUUCAGGUCGUGGUGAGUUAUUGCUGUCCCUGUGUUACCAGUCCACCACCAACACUCUGACUGUAGUUGUUCUCAAAGCUCGCCACCUCCCCAAGACUGAAAACAAUGGACCUACAGAUCCAUAUGUCAAGGUGAACAUGUAUCAUGGAAAGAAACGCGUGUGCAAGAAGAAAACCCAUGUGAAGAAAAGCUCGCCUAACCCGGUGUUUAAUGAGCUCUUUGUCUUCGAUCUACCCUCCGAAGAGGGCCUGAGGGACACCAGCGUGGAGCUACUGCUGAUGGACUCAGACAUGGGCAACUCACGCUGCCCCAACACCGUCAUUGGGCGCCUUGUACUGGGCACAUCGGCGGCAGGUACUCCCGGGGAGCACUGGAGGGAGAUCUGCGACCACCCGCGUCGCCAGAUCGCCAAGUGGCAUGUCAUGUCAGAGGAUUAGAAAAUUGGGGUGUUGGUGGCUCCUGUCAUCCAUAUCUGAUCUGGUUCAACCACGAGAGGGACGGAAGGAGGAUGGGUGGGAUCCAACAUCCUGCUUGCCAGUAACCAGUGGACUUAAAAUGAGGGCGGGUUGAAU
This is a messenger RNA of Maylandia zebra (zebra mbuna), 1546 nucleotides long. RefSeq names its product synaptotagmin IV (gene syt4). Gene Ontology annotation, cellular component: synapse; plasma membrane; axon. Gene Ontology annotation, biological process: vesicle fusion; calcium ion-regulated exocytosis of neurotransmitter. The record is from RefSeq and is a predicted model, not a curated record. Lineage: Eukaryota; Metazoa; Chordata; Actinopteri; Cichliformes; Cichlidae. Gene Ontology annotation, molecular function: clathrin binding; calcium-dependent phospholipid binding; SNARE binding.